CGCCUGCGCAGAGUUUGGUGCCGGCGGUGCGGUGCGCGGCGCUGCCCCGUAAUGGCGCACCGCGCGGGCGGGUGCGCGCUUUUCGUGCUGCGGGGCCGCCUCCGCCUCCCCGCCCCGGCGGCCGGCGGCUGUGCGGGCCGCGGGCAGGCCCGCCUGGACUCCUCCAGCGCCGCGCUGCAGAGGGCGCCGCUGGCGGCCGGCGCCGAGGAGGCGGGUGAAGAUGCUGAAGUCAGUAUCAGGAAGAAGACAUUCACUGAGGUUCAAACAGAACGAUUGGAGCAAGCAGAACGGACUGUUUUAAUUAAGUGCCCACCAAAAAUUAACGAAAAAAAAUUAUUACAGUAUUUAUCCAGUCAUGGAAACAUUAACAGUCACUUCUUUUUUGAAAAUCGGGGUAUCCAUGCUUUAAUAGAAUUUUCUGAAAAGGACAGUAUAGCCUCAUUGCAAGAUGCUAUUGGAAUCCCAAGUCCUGCAGAGCAUCAUGUUGUCCCAUUUAAAUCUAGACUUUUUACUUUCACACUGAAAAACCCAGUGAGUCAAGCUGCUGAAGAGACACCAGUUCAACUCUCUCCUCAGUCUCAUAUUCCAGUGAAAGAGCUUAUUCAAAAGCUUUGUCAUGCAGACAGUAUAAGCAGUCAGAUGUACAUUCUACUGAAUGAGUAUCAGCUUACUGAAGAAAAUAUCAAGCUCCGAUUUCUGGCCUGUUCUCUGGUUCAGGAUUUCGCACGUGCAUAUUUUCCAGACAGCACAGUAAAGCCAUUUGGCUCUUCAGUCAAUACCUUUGGCAAACUGGGAUGUGAUGUGGACAUGUUUCUGGACUUCCAUGAUAUACGAAAGCAUGCUACAAAAAUGAAAAAAGGUCCCUUUGAAAUGGAAUAUCAGAUGAAAAGAUUACCAUCUGAAAGAUUAGCAACUCAGAAAAUUCUUUCUGUGAUUGGUGAUUGCCUUGAUAAUUUUGGUCCUGGAUAUGCGAGUGUACAGAAGAUACUCAAUGCUCGCUGCCCGCUGGUGAAAUUUUCCCAUCAACCAACAGGAUUCCAGUGUGAUCUGUCAGUGAGCAACAGCAUUGCUAUAAGAAGUUCAGAACUCCUGUAUAUCUAUGGCUGUCUGGAUUCCCGUGUAAGAGCGCUGGUGUUCAGUGUGCGAUGUUGGGCCCGCGUUCAUGGACUUACAAAUACCGUUCCUGGUACCUGGAUUACAAACUUCUCCCUAACCAUGAUGAUCAUGUUUUUCCUGCAGAAGAGAUCACCACCUAUCAUUCCAACACUAGACCAACUUAAAGAACUGGCAGAUGAAAAAGACAAGCAUGUAAUUGGAGGAUGUGAUUGCUCAUUUGUUAGUGAUUUAAGCAAGAUUAAACCUACAAAAAAUACAGAAACACUUGAUGUAUUGUUGGGUGACUUUUUUGAAUACUUCGGAAACUUUGAUUUCAGAAAGAAUUCCAUAAAUCUUCGAAAGGGAAAGGAAGUAAAUAAACCUGAGUCGUCUCCUCUUUAUAUCUGGAAUCCCUUUGAACAAGACCUUAAUAUCAGCAAGAAUGUUAAUCAGCCACAGCUGGAGAAAUUUGUAGCUAUGGCCAGAGAAAGUGCCUGGAUUUUACAGAAGGAAGGUGAAACUCAGCGACUGAUCAAUAAAGAGCCUUGGGGACUGGCAGCCCUGCUGAUACCAUUUGGAAAAAGUAAUUCCAGCAAGAUGAAGAAUAGGAUGAAAGGAAUAGGAAGUGAAACAAUCAGAAGCCUCUUGGACUCUUUAAAGUUAAAUAAUGCAAACACUACAAAAAGCAGUGGGAAAGUGACUUUCAGCACAGAAACACAGUAGCUGAUAUUCUGUUUUAGGAAUUGAAUGUGACACACAGUCCGAAGAACAUUACUUUUAAUAUUCCUAGUGUGGUGAAAUGGAGAGUCAGAUGACCUCUGUUUUCCAUCGUGAUGCUUUUUGUAUAGGUCUGCUUUCUUUCUGUACGUUUUCUCCUCCUUACUCUUCAGUUUUACAUCUGUUUUAUGAAUGAAGACCAUUCAAAUGCAAGUUUUAGAGAUACAUUUUGGAAGUAGCCUUCAGAUGAGCACUCUAAAAAAAAAAAAAAAAGACUGACAGGAACAGCAUGGGAAAAAGGUUUGGGAAUUCUGUUGACUAACAUACAAAUGAUAGGCUAAGUAAAAGCUCAAGAAACAACCACCUUUCAGUGAAACCACAGUUAAAAAAAGACGAAUGUUAGAACCAUUGCUUCCAUUCCAGUCAUGUUCUGGAAGCCAGUAAAACCGAAGUGCAUGAAUCUAUUUUUGCAAUUGUUUUCCAUUGAUGUAGAUAGUGCCAAGACAAAAUAAAGAGAAUGGAAUUAGAUAGUAGGGUGUGCAGUUUCAUAAAACAUUGCUCUCCAAGGGUAGUGCAAGUGUUUUUCGUUGGGAAGGUGGUCGUGUUUACCGCUUGAUCUCAAAUUUCUUCAGUCAACUCCCUUUUCUUUUCUGUACCCAUAGGACUGGUUCCCACCCACACUUGUGUAUACACUCAUGUUUCUCAUUUUGCCUUCGACUUCACUUUAAACCUGUAUUUCACGUUCAGACAGGGCCUUUUGUAUGCCCUUGUUGCCUCGUCCCUCUCCUCAAAGUCGCUGCUCACUAGGCGAUGCAAAAGCCUUCCUCUCAGUAUCCUUUGCCGAGGGAUCUGUCCCUUGCAGAGGUCCAUAGAGAACGCUAUAUCAUGCUGCAGUCCUGUUCCCAGUCUUGCCUUGUUUUUCAGAUAUUCAGAACGGUGACUGUCACCCUUCCAGAUCAGUUGGGCCAGUGCGAGUCAAUGCUUCUUGCUGACUUAAAGCAUUGAGUUCUCUGUCCAUCUGCCACUAAAGAGAGUGUUGUAAGAGGAAGAGGGGAGGGAAGAAAGGAAGGAGGUCAGAAAGGGAAACGGCAGGCAGGCAGAUGUCAGAUAGAUUUUUCAGGUACAUUUGUGAGCAUUCUGCCUGUCCAGUCUGAGAGCCACACGUGUGUUAAAACUAAAAGGCGGCGGUGAUAAGAACUGUACAGACUGUUGUCUUUAUUAACAGAAGUUCUGUGCAAGAAAUCACUGUAACUCAGAGAUUAUCUCACAGAUGCAACAUCGAUGUUUAUGAUUAUUGUUUCAUUUUCAGUAUUUUUAGAUUCUUUAAUGUUUCAGUAGUAUAUGUUUUUUGUGUAGACUUUCUAAUGGUAUAGCCUGAACAGUUUAAAAGUGGUUUAUCUUUUCCCUGAGGUAUUAUUUGUUGGAAAUACUGUGGUCAAUAAUGCAUACUUCCAAAGUAUUUGUGAAAGCUGGGCAAGGAAAAGCACUUUCCAGCAGUUGGCAGACUAAAGGGUUAGACUUUGAGUGGCAAGAAGACCCUCUUACAGAUCAAUUCCAUAUUUAUUUAGAGUUUAAUAUUCAUAUAUGUCCAUUUCUGAUUCAUGAAUGUUUUCUGAAAUAAUGACUCACAUGGUCAUUAUCAUGGUCACAGAAAUAAAUUCUCAUAUUAACUUCUUCAA
Messenger RNA from Phalacrocorax carbo (great cormorant), 3491 nucleotides. The record is from RefSeq and is a predicted model, not a curated record. Lineage: Eukaryota; Metazoa; Chordata; Aves; Suliformes; Phalacrocoracidae.